UAUCUGCCAGCGCGAUCAGCAUGGUAAGAACCUCGCGUACCACGAGCUGGUGCGGGGAAACCACGGCCGCAGAUGUCAUGUGCAGCUGACGCGUGAGCCCGAGGCGACCGGUGCCCUGAAAGGCACAACCAGCAAAGAAGAGGCAAAGGUGCGGUGUCACGCUUACGAAACGGCCGUCCGUUUUUACGACAAGACUGCUACGGCUGAUUCCGCACAAAAGGCACAGCGCGCCAUCCAGGAAUCCGCAAAAGCUUAGCUCAACCUCAGCUCUAGUAGUGAAUCGUCUGAAGAGGAGCAUGAGCCGGCCGUCCCCGAAGCGGCAGGCCGGGGUGAUGCGGACUGCAGGAGCCCUGGCAGCGCUUCCGGUACGACCACGCUGCCCCCAGCCGAAGUACUGGAGGAGACAUGCUCCUCCGAAGUCGCCGAGGCGCCGCCCACCGCCAGCGCCAAGCACGCAGCUCUCCGCGCAAGACAACCUCGACACGGUCCUUGGCGUCGAGGAGAAGACAGGAAUCUUGAUAGAUGGGGCGUUCAAGCCCUAUCGGUCAUUCAGGGUAACUUUAGCCAAACUGCGGUUCAGGGUUUAAAUCCAUCAUGAGCAUGUUAUGUUUCAAAGUGGGGAUUAUGAACUUUACCAGAGUGAGUUACAUUCUUAUAAGACUGAUUUGAAGCUGAACAGCAGUACUUUUGCCAAUCAGAACUCAUUAUUUUGCGACUUCAAACUCUUCAAAUUUCCUAAAAAAUGAAGUGACUGAUGAUACCCCUAGACAAGUAGGAAAAGCUAACACAGCAAAAGCAUUUCUGCACAACCUUCUAAGCCUCUGUUGCCAUUGCUCACUUAGUAUUACAUGAUUUAUUGGUUCCUUUUUACUGGAGCUGCAACUUAAGGCGAGAAGAGGUGGCUAAAGUUGGCAUCAUGCAAACUUCAGCCACCCCUGUUUCCUUAAAUGGGACCCUAGGAGGUAAGAUAGCAGUCAUUAAAUAAUGGAUACACAGGUGAAACUUUGCAUAACUUUUUGUGUUUUUUUUAGUGUCAUGACUUUUCCUCAUCCAUGCGUUUCAGUUCCAGGUCAAAGCCUAGUCCAUAAGGUAUCUUGAUUUGCACCAUGCCUCAUCCUCGUCCCUAUAGAAAUUAUACUGACGACACCAUUAGGAAAGCGAUUGAAGAUGUGAACAGUGGUAUGUCUGUGAGGACGGCAGCUCUCUUGCGUGGUCUAAGCCGCCAGAUAUUGGCAAACAAUCUGGCAUACAUGAUCAGAAGCCAGGUCGUCCCUGCGCUCUAAGCGAGCCAGAAGAAAGACACCUCGCCAAGAGGCUGAUUCAGAUGGCGGAAUGGAGAUUUCCUUGUACUUCGAUGGGCGUUAGGAUGAUAGUUAAGGCCUUCCUUGACCGAAAUGGCACCAAACACCCACAUUCCAGCAACAACGUGCCUGGAUGGGACUGGGCACAGAGCUUCAUGCACCGGAACGACCUAACAAACCGCAUGUCGAGCAACAUCAAGUGUCUCGGGCAAAAGUCGACGCCCAUAACGACUCAGGAGUACUUUAAACACCUCGAGACAUCUCUUGAUGGUGCGACACCCGAGAAUCUAGUCAACUACGAUGAGACGGCGUUGGGUGACGAUCCGAGCCGUAAGAAAGUCGUUGUGAAAAGGGGUAUGAAGUACCCAGAGUCCGUGAAAAACCACAGCAAGGCUGGAGUGUCAGUGAUGUUUGGUGGGAGUGCAUUUGGAGAGCUUCUGCCUCCAUAUGUAGUACACAAGGCGCCAAAUCUGAGUCAGGAGUGGACAGCAGGCGGUCCAGCUGGUGCCAAGUACACAUUCUCACCAUCUGAGUCAGGAGUGGACAGCAGGCGGUCCAGCUGGUGCCAAGUACACAUUCUCACCAUCUGCGUGGUGCCAAGUACACAUUCUCACCAUCUGGGUGGUCCGAUGAACAAUCAUUCGAGGACCGGUUCUUCGGGAUCCGUCCUGCCGUAUCUCCAACGGAAAACUGGCGGGAAAGCCAUUGUUGGCGAUAGCCUGUCGUCACAUCUCUCGCGGAGGGUGAUCAAGGCCUGCAAGGAAAACGACAUAUCCUUCAUCUGUCUGCCGCCGAGCAGCACCCACCAAACGCAGCCACUGGACGUAGUCUUUUUUUGCGCCGUAGAGACACUGGAGGAGAAUAAUCGACCAGUGGCGGUCGAUGCCCUCAGGACAAAAGUAUACGACGCUCCCAAAGACAUUGUAUAGUGUACGCGAAUGCACCAGAGGUGAUUUCGUAACACUAACCUUUCCAUGGUAUUAGUUCACCACUUAUGUACACCAGCGUCCUCACCACUAUGAGAAAUAGGGUCUUCCGGUGGACCUUCGUCUGCCCUGUUUUGAAAGAAGCCGAUCGUCGACUGGCCUACGUGGGGAGGAAAAUUCCAGAGUUACCUUCUCGCCAUCUCCGGAGAAACCUUCAGCCCCGCUCGCCAGCGCGCCGUGCUCCUCCACUGUGUCGGAGAUGAGGCGUACCGCCUUUUUGGCACCCUUCCCCAGGCGUGAAGACCGACAUCGAAACAGACUUCGACUUGGCGCUGCGCCAAUUGCGUGAGUUUUAUACGUCACGCACCAAUGUAAUAGUGGAAAGGUUUGCCUUCCGCCAGCGUGGCCAACUGGUGGAUGAGUCCACUGCAGACCUUGUGUCCGCCAUAUGGGGUCUGGCCAAAUCAUGUGCAUCCGGUGCCAUGACCGAUGAACUCAUUCGUGAUGUGGUUGUCGAGAAGACUGUGCACCACAGGCUACGAGAGAGGUACUCACAUGAUAAGGACCUUACGCUGGAGAAGGUGCUGCUACUUGCAGAGGCCUUUGAACGCUCCCUGCGGGAAGCUGCUGUCAUGCCACCCUGCCACCCACCAGGGUGGCAUGACACUCAGGAGGAGAAGGGGAAGGGGGAACGAGGGGAACUCAAGAGGGAAACGGAGCUCCUGCAGAGCAGAUGGACGUGGCCGGCCCAGGCAUGGAGCCAGCCACGUCCAUUUCCAUGACCGCUGUCACAGACGACACUCAGGGGCCAUCAGAAGGCAACCACGGGC
Pollicipes pollicipes is the source of this 3057-nucleotide messenger RNA. RefSeq lists its product as uncharacterized. The record is from RefSeq and is a predicted model, not a curated record. Bases 1484 to 2230 code for a protein of 248 amino acids. The transcript has a single exon. NCBI's taxonomy places the organism in Eukaryota, Metazoa, Arthropoda, Thecostraca, Pollicipedomorpha, Pollicipedidae. Gene Ontology annotation, molecular function: nucleic acid binding.